Molecule: messenger RNA, 1241 nt
Organism: Pectinophora gossypiella (pink bollworm)
Lineage: Eukaryota; Metazoa; Arthropoda; Insecta; Lepidoptera; Gelechiidae
Exons: 3
Coding region: 96-1241 (381 amino acids)
Source: RefSeq, a predicted model, not a curated record
GAGCAGUGCGGCGUCGCAUUAUUCUUACGUCGCCGCUGCGGCACCGCAACAGGCUUGGCUUGGCUUGCCCAGUUGACGACAGUCUACAAUAAACAAUGGAUCGAAAAAGACGUGUGUUGCUGCUAUUAUUACUUCGCCAUCGACGAAAUCGACGUAGAAGCACACGAAGAUACUGGAUCAGUCCAUUUAUUACCUUAAGAAAUAGUGACGGCCUUUUUUUUCUUAAAGAAUAUCGAGAGUUGGUCUUAGACGAAAAGAGGUUUUAUAAUUUUUUUCGAAUGAGUGUGCCCACUUUCGAAAGUUUAUUGGUAGCCUUAGAGCCACAUAUACGGAAACAGUAUACUAAUAUGAGAAAUCCUGUGGAGCCAAUAGAAAUGCUAGGAAUCACUUUGAGAUACCUAGGAAGCGGAAAUUCGAUAAAAGAUUUAGAAUUCAAAUUCAAACGUGGGAAAUCUACAAUUGCUUGUAUGAUAUUGAGAGUAUGUGAAGCUAUAUGGAAACAUCUUCUUCGAGACCACAUCCCUGAACUGACAACAGACCGUUUGCAAAUGAUUGCAUCUGAUUUUGACGUCAAAGCAAAUUUUCCUCAUUGUAUAGGGGCAAUCGAUGGAAAACAUAUACGCCUAUGUAAUCCAGCUAAUAGUGGCUCAUUAUUUUUUAAUUACAAAUCUUUUUUUUCUGUGGUGUUGCUAGCUGUAGUGGACUCGAACUACAAAUUUACUUUUGUUGAUAUUGGCGCAUACGGCAAAGAGUGCGAUUCAACUGUUUUUCAAAAUUCAAAACUAUACCAGUUACUGAUUAACGAGACCCUCUCAUUGCCUACUCCCCAGCCACUAUGUGGUUACAAUAGACCAAUACCAUGGGUGUUAGUGGGUGACGAAGCUUUUGGAUUGAGUAAACAUGUUAUGCGUCCAUAUGGUGGUAAAAAUCUCAAUGUACAACAAAAGAUAUUCAAUUAUCGUCUUAGCAGGGCAAGGAGAUAUGUUGAAUGUGCUUUUGGAAUCCUAGCAAAUAAAUGGCGCAUUUUUCAUAGACCGAUAAAUGUGUCCUAUAAUUUUGCAACUACCAUUAUAAAAGCCUGUUGUGUUCUUCACAAUUUUGUGGCCGAUCGGGACGGUCUUCGCCCAAGUGAUAAAUUAGCGAUAAUUUGUGAUGAAUUUCACUCGCUCCAACCUCAAAAUGAUGAAUUGACAGCAGCAAAUAGUAUAAGACAGAGGCACACAGAGGGAUUGAGUGUAUGA